AUGGACGUUGACGCUCAUUUUACGAAGGAAGUGCUUUGUGCAAGUUGGCAAGGUUUCUUACACCAGGAUAAAUUAGCUUUGGAAGUAGGAGUAGGACUCUCAAAUGCUACUGAUGACGUAUUGAAUUUCCAACUCAUAAGCAACAGCAACUCGUAUUGCAUACACUCAAUUGAUAUCCGACCACAUAUCAAAUACGUUUUCUUGUUAAGGUCAUACGGCACCGGAGGAGUUUCAGUUUCUUUUUCUGAUGGCAUAAUGGUUUUAGACAAAGACGAAAUAACGCAUUCACUGUCCGUCAGUAUUGGGUAUGACUGCACCAGUCAAAUUGCAAAUACAUACCAUUUUACCUUAGCAAACAACUCAGCGCGUGUGACCAUUAAUAAACCGCUGCAUGUUGGCCAACGUUAUAUAAUCAACACUCCAUACAAAGCUGUUGUAACUUCAGACGAUGGAAUUGUCUCAGCAGAUGGCAAUGAAACAUUCAUUAGACCAUUUGUGAACAGACCGGCAUUGGUCAUAGAAGUUGAAAAACAAACCAUUGAGCGUGACGUUUUGGUUUUUUAUCUCACUUUAUGCCCAGUUCAGAACGUUCUUCCUCAGGCUAAACAAUUAGUUGUUAGCUGGAAGUUUCUUCCUGAGCAUCUGGCAUCUCUUUAUAAAAACGUUGAGCUAGCAUACAACGUUGGCGUCAGCGAAAGGGAUUCAAUCCUAGGAGAGCAAAAGACGUUUAUUGUACCUUUCCAACCGCAAAUCAAUAGCAGUUAUGCAAUUCUAAAAGAGCUUAACUUGAUAAGCAGCCAGAAGUAUAUUGCUGAAGUACAGGUCUGUUUAAAACUGGAAUGUGUAAAACCGGUACAAUCAAAUGAGUUUUCUUUUGAACGGCUUUUGAACCCCGUUUUGCGAAUAAACGAAGCAUCUCUAUUGCUUGGAGGCACGUGCGUUCAGGUCAAGUUACAUUGGUCAGUUGAGGAUAAUGAUAUUGUUACGGCAUUCUAUCAAUGGACGUUAGCUCAUGACGCAGAGGGUCGAAGAACUCUUUUCACAUGGAAAUCUAUUACCAAUGACUCUAUCGAUAUAACGGUUGAAGACUGUGUGGUACUGCCUGUCCAUGGACAUAUUUCAUCGUAUGCUUGUAUUAAAGCAUACUCCAUCAGCGGACAACUAAUGAGUAGCUGCAAAAAGCUAACAAAGUUAGAUUUUGGUACUUACGACGCAAAUGUUGUUUACGACUUUGAUACAAGAUCGGGAUCUUGGACGCAAAUCCAAUCGAUCAUUCACAGUUCGGAUGUUGGCGACAUGUAUACUAUCCUACAUGACAAUGAACUUGACUUUGGAACGAGUAAAUUAAGGCCAGCUGCAGCAGUUAUGCAUGCCAAUGAACGUAACGUUAUUUGGUAUUUGAUGACAUCACGCCAUGUACCCGAUGAAUGCGACACAGAUGUAGAUUGUUUAACGAAAAAGGUCACAACGGAUGGUUUUGCUAUUUUCAAUGAAACCGAUGUGUUCCUUGAUACACCAUUCUACUUGUGUGUUUCGUCGAACACGACUGUUGUUGAAAGGGAAUGGUUUUCUGAAACAUUGGGCGAAAUUCGGUCUUGCAGUGACGGAUUUAUUUUAAGUAACACGGCUCCAAUCCCUGGAAAAAUUAAUGUUCAAAACGUCAAUGGGUAUAUACCUGACAUCGAUCAUGUUGUUAUAACAUGGGAACCUUUUAAUAAAGAAACAGGCGCAACUCUAUUAGGAUAUCCAGAUAACAUACAACAUUACGCAAUCGGCGUUGGCAACAGUCCUAAGAGAGACGAUAUUGUGUCUUUCCGUAACACAGGAGGAGAAACUGCUGCCGUGUUAUCUCUACCUGCCAUCGCUGAUGGCACCUCUGUUUAUUUUACUAUCAACGGAUCAGACCAUUUCGAACAUUCGUCAGUGGCUGUUUCCACGGUGUUUGUAACGGACACAUCACCACCAAAGGAGGGUAUCAUUCACUUUGACCAACAACAUGCAUAUUACAGCAGUGACACAAUUAACAUAAGACUUGUUGGUUUUUAUGACGAUCACAGCGGAAUUAGUUAUUACAAUGUCGGAAUCGGAUCAAGCGGCAUCAUGGUGGAUACAUUAUCUAUGGCGAAGUAUUACUCAGAUAUCUUGGACAUUGAUCUUCGGGAAUUAAAUAUUCUUGAUGGCCAUGAAUACUUUAUUUUGGUGCAGGCGAUAAACAAUGCAGAUAUCCCGAGUGCAAUCGUGUCAAAACAAUUUAUCGUAGACAGGUCACCACCCUAUGGAGGUCACGUUUUGGAUGGAAACUGGGAAAGCAAGGUUGACCUUGACUAUCAAGCCGACACAUACACGAUCCGUGCAAAUUGGAAAGAUUUCUCAGACAUUGAAAGCGACUUAGAAUAUUACAAAGUAGGGCUCGGAACAGACCCCCUCUCUACAGACGUUCGAUCAUUCAUGGAUGUUGGUUUGAAGCAAGAUAUAAUGUGGAAUGGUCCGUUUAUCACAGGAGAAAAAUAUUACACAACAGUACAGAGCUGUAAUAAAGCUGGCCUUUGUACACAAAAAUCCUCAGAUGGAAUUAUACUAGACAAUUCGCCACCAAUCAUGGGCCGUGUACAAGCUGGGUCUGGUGUUCGACACAGCCGAUAUUUACCAUUAAAUACUUCACUGAGAAUACAAUGGGCUGGAUUUGAGGAUCCUCAGUCAGAUAUUAAUCAUUUUGAAGUGUGUUUAGGACGUCAGAAAAGCAUGUGCGAUAUUGUUCCUACAUCCAAUGCCCUUCUUCAGUCUUAUAUGAUUAAGUCGAAUAUAUCUCUGCCAAUAAAUAUGCCUAUUUUUGCAACUGUUUGGGCCUUCAAUGGAGUCGGAAUGAACGUUUCAAGUGCAUCUGAUGCGAUUCUCGUGGACAUAACUGCACCUUACAACAGAAUCAAGCCUUCAAUAAUGCUUGAGUAUAACACAAUAACGAACAACUCUGCUCAAUGGGAAAAGUCAAUUAUAAGUGUGUUUUGGGAAUUUUUAGAUGACGAAAGCCCGAUACUCAAUCACGAAUUAUCUCUGUUUACCCAUCAUGAAGGACACACUCCUUUUGAAAGAGUACAUAUUGGAUCAGAAAAACACUACACUAUUAACUUAGAUGGACGUAAUUGGCUGCACAAUGGCGACAAUUAUUUUAUUGUUAUUACUAGUUGUAACGCAGCAGGCCUAUGCUCAACAGAGAGAACAAAUGAUAUUCUUAUCGACUCUACUCCCCCACAUCAGGGUGGUCUAAAACCACAAAUGCUUUGGGAAAAUUAUAGAGAUACCAGUGGACUCCACUCCAAUGUUUCCAUAACUUGGUAUGGUUUCUACGAUCAAGAGUCUGGUAUAGAUAGAUAUUAUGUUACUGUUUCAAGAUAUUUCAGCAAGCAGGAACUGUCCGGUGGUGUCCUUAUCCAAAACCAUGAAAACUCUUCUGUUGAACAACAUGGCAAUUUCACACUUCAAGAAGCUUUAAAACCUGAUGAUCUUAUUAUAGUUUCUGUCUGGACUACAAACAGUGUAGGAUUAAACAGCUCGGUUGCACGUGUAUCCCUAUUUGCAUUGUCAAGUAUGCCAUCUUCCGUUAAUAUUGAAAAUCAGCGGGGAAUACUCGAACUAGAGAAGCACUCUUGUGACGUUCAUUUUUGCAACAAGGACUGCACAUGCGCUGUAGUUGGAAAACCAUGUAUUGAAGCUGAAACAAAUAUGUCCUGCGUCGAGAUUGAUGCAUUUAACUCGACUGAUAGCGACUUGACACGGUUUGUAGUUUUUGGAGGCCUUCACUCCAAGCCUUUGACUUUAACGGCAUCAUCAGCUUGUCUUGCCGGGCACUGGACCAAGAUCGAACACUCGAGAAAGGAUCCAGACAUUCAUAGAUUUGAGUGGAGUAUUGGAAUUCAUAAUCAGCCGCACGGAGAAGGGAUUUUCGAUUUACAAAAGGAGUUUCCCUGGGUUGAUAUAGGUUUACGACAAGAAUUUGUUCACUGCUUGCCCAUUAACAGAUCUCUUAUUCAUGGCGAGCUCUACGACAUUUACGUUAAAACAUGGUAUGGACCAAGUAAAUUCGCCAUAUUUACGUCGGAAUCUAUUAAAAUUGAUCUUACUCCCCCAAAUGUGCGUAGAGGACGAUAUAUCAUCGAAGGAAUGGACGAUUGUUCAACAGACCUUGACUUCAUAUAUUGGACCGGUCAGAUUUCGGCUUGUUGGUCCGGGGUCUUUAGUGAGCAGCAAAGCGAUAUACAUCAUUACUUGGUUGCUUUAGGAGCUUCACCGAAUGUUGAUGACGUAUUUAAAUCAGAAAAUAUGGGAUUGAAAACAAAUAUUUCCAUCGGUAAUCUGACUUUGGAGCACGCCGUUAGAUACUAUUUUACUGUCACUGCCGUGAAUACUGCAGGACUUCACACUUCGGUUUCGUCGGACGGAUUCAUAAUCGAUACGACCCCACCAUCAGAUGGCGUUGUUUAUAAUACAAAUGCGUAUAAAAACGUUGCAUACCAAUCAUCCGUCACAUCUCUAGGAAUUUCGUGGCAUGGGUUUCAGGACCAUUGUUCAGGAAUAAAAAGUUACUAUGUUGCUGUUGGGGAAAAACAUGAGCCUCCUUAUUCUAGUACGAAUUUUACACAAGUUUAUCUCAAGACGAGUGUUACGUUUAAGGAUUUAAAUUUAUUGCCUGGAAGCGUUUAUUACGGCGUGGUCAAGGCCAUUGAUGCCGCGGGACAUGAAAGUGAUGUCAUUGUUUCCCCAGGAGUUAUCAUCGAUUCUUCUCCACCCAAAGGCUACAACUGUGACCAAUUUGAAGACACGGGUGUUACUGAGUUGUUGGACGAUUCGAAGAAUAAUUGGACUAAAACAGUUGUUGCAAAAUUAGACAAAGAUGAAGUAUACAAAAUCGAAGGGUCCAUUAAAAAUACUUUUGUAGACUCAGUUAUUCUUCAAAUCAAUCGUUUCAUGACCAGAAUCCAAACUGCGCUGAAUCAUAAACAAAUUGCUGAUUUUUCAUAUACGUUUGUGUCAAUUGAAAAAGGGGCCCAGAAUAUUACCAUAAGUGUUGAAAAUAAUAUUAAUAAUUUCAAAAACAUCCUAGAAACAAUUCAUUUACAAAGAUGUGUGUCCUUUAUUGAAAACAAAACAAAAGCUCUUCAUGUUCAGCAAAUAAGACAUGAUUCUGUAGAUGUUACUGCUAUGAUUCAGGAUAAAGAAAGUGAUCUGAAAAUGGUACAUAUUGGUGCUGGUUCUACACCUGGAGGGUUUCAAAUUCAGCCAUUAACUGCCAUUCAUGCUAAUAUAAUGAGUGUGAUUGUUAAGGGCCACCUUGUGCAUGCAAUGAAAGUGUACACGACGGUUAUUGCUGAGAACAAUGCAGGACUGACAUCUGUUUUCAAGUCAACAGAACCAAUCAUUAUUGACCACACUUCUCCAAUUAUCACUGAUCUGGAGGCUUUAGCAACGGUAGUCUAUGUAAAUGAGUCGGGUGAAAUAGAUUCAAGAGUUCAGAUAAAUGCAACCUGGAAUGCGCUAGACGACGAGAGCGAUAUUAAACAGUGUACUUGUUCUAUUGGAAUGCUUCCAAACAAUAACAAUAUACAAGAACAAUGGUAUGCAGAUACUCUGUCAUCGUGUGAGUCGAACCUCCUGCAGCUUAAACACGGCAAUAAGGUGUGGGUCAAUAUCAACUGUGUCAAUAAUGUUGAACUAGCAACGACGAAAACUGUAGCUUCAAAUACCGUAUCCAUUGAUGUCAUUUCUUCAAACCAAGCGACAGUUAACAUUCUACCGGUAAACGAAGGUCUGAUCAGCUCAAUACCGCUUACUGUAGGCCCAACUAAAAUACAAUCAAAUACAUCCUUGGUUCAAAUCAGUUGGUCAGGAUUCGAAGAUACAUCCGGUAUUGACUUUUACGAAUAUUGCAUAUCGGACGAAAGAAAUGCCACUAUUGUAGACUGGACAAAUGUUCUCUUGAAGACAGUGGCAACUGCUCGCGGACUAACAUUACACAAUACAGAAACAUUGAACGUAAGCGUCAGGGCCACAAACACUGGACAUCAUAGAAGUGAGGCCGUUCAUGCUUCCUUUUUCACUAUCAGUCAGCCUCCAGCUUUGUCAGGAAGCCCUAUGUUUGUAACUCGAAACGAGCAUCUUAUUCACAUCGAUUGGGAACAGGCCUUCGAUACUCUUCCGGAAAUUCCAGUUGUGUACAGCCUCGUUGUGGGAUCCAGAGAAGGAUUCACCGACAUUCUGGAUAUCGACUAUUACUCUGGACAUACAUAUGAUAUUGUGGCUCCAUCGUCUACGCUUAUUUCCCCGAAGAUAACAGAAUUGUUCUUUACUAUAACAUGUACUUAUCCAACAGGGAUGUCCAGCGUGUACAGGACAAUAUUCACAUUGUAAUAAUUUACUUGCCAGUUGCAACACUUGUUUUUUGCAAAGCUGGUGUUUGUGUUAUUACAUUUCAUAAGGUUGCUUUCAGUAUAUUUACAUAUAUGCCUUAAUGUUGUGUGAUGUCGUUACUCUUUUUUAUUGUUAUCUUAACCAUUGUAAUUCGAUGCAGGCGGAAAACCGUGGACUAAUUAUUUCAACAUAACGUCUAACUAUAUUGCUUUAUAAAAAUACUUUGUAUUUAUAUACGUUUGCCGUGAUUUAUUUCCAAUCUUUGCAUGUUGUUGGGUAUUAACAUACUAAAUUGAGUCGUGGUUUGUAUUGCUUCCGUUUCUAUAGUUACACAUAUCAUUGGCAAUAUAAUCAUUAUGUCUGAGGUAUUCUGUUUUUCUACAAUCUUAACCACAAACUCAAUUUAUUCGGUAUUUAAGG
This is a messenger RNA of Mya arenaria, 6822 nucleotides long. RefSeq lists its product as uncharacterized. The transcript has 13 exons. The record is from RefSeq and is a predicted model, not a curated record. Bases 1 to 6402 code for a protein of 2133 amino acids. Gene Ontology annotation, molecular function: protein binding. Lineage: Eukaryota; Metazoa; Mollusca; Bivalvia; Myida; Myidae.